Messenger RNA from Gilbertella persicaria, 930 nucleotides. Its product is annotated as Alpha/Beta hydrolase protein. The record is from RefSeq and is a predicted model, not a curated record. Lineage: Eukaryota; Fungi; Mucoromycota; Mucoromycetes; Mucorales; Choanephoraceae. Gene Ontology annotation, molecular function: glycerophospholipase activity. The transcript has 5 exons. The coding region runs from base 1 to 930 and encodes 309 amino acids. Gene Ontology annotation, biological process: macroautophagy; neutral lipid catabolic process; piecemeal microautophagy of the nucleus.
AUGACGAAUAAUGCAUAUCUAGAUAUCAAUUUAAACAAUACAGAGUGGUAUGAUAUUGGGGCACCAUGGCAAUUGAAUGAUUCUUUUGGCUGGGAGUCAGAUGGUUUAAGAGGUCAUAUCUAUUCUACUGAUGAUGAAUCUCUUGUUGUGGUCAGUAUUAAAGGGACCAGUGCUGGUUUAUGGACUGGUGGUCCUACAGGUGAAAAAGAUAAAAUCAAUGACAAUAUGCUAUUCUCCUGCUGUUGUGCCAGAAUUAGCCGUGCUUGGACGCCUGUUUGUGAUUGUUAUGAAGGGAAUGAAUACCAAUGCGAAAACAGUUGCUUACAAAAAAAGAUUCAAAAGUCUGAAUUCUAUUAUGAUAGUGCCCUUAACAUUAUUCAAGAAAUUCAAGACAAGUACAAAAACAGUACUGUAUGGAUCACAGGUCAUUCUUUAGGUGGUGCUGUUGCUAGCAUGGUAGGACAAACAUUUGGUAUUCCGACAGUGACAUUUGAAAUCCCAGGUGAUAAACUCCCUUCUACUCGACUUCAUUUACCUCAUUCACCUGGUGUUGAUUUGCCUAUAUGGCAUUUUGGACAUACAGCAGAUCCUAUUUUUGUAGGCGUAUGCACUGGUCCUGCAAGUAGUUGCUGGUAUGGUGGUUAUGCUAUGGAAACACGAUGUCAUACAGGAAAAGUGUGUGUAUGGGACACAGUGAAUGAACAAGGCUGGCGUGUUGAUAUUCGUUCUCAUCGUGUACGAGAUGUGAUUGAGAACAUCCUUUUAAAACCAGACGAAUUUCCUUUACCUAAAUGUGUAGAAGAAAAAAACUGUGAAGACUGUGGAUUAUGGCAAUAUUAUGAUAAAAGAGAUCAUCCUAAUACAGACACUUUGAUAACUACCACAACCACGACGAAACAACAACCUCCUACAGAUCCCUGGUUUGCGUAA